UUUUUGCGACAGUUGUAGCGGAAUCCGACAUGGUAGUCGGACGGCAGCUCGCUCUCGAAUUACAGAACAGAACAUAAACUUACACACACUUUAUAACUAAACUAAGUCUUCUGUCCGGUGAAUGGAGACGGUGAGACAGCAUCGCAUGUCUGAAUGAAGUGGCUGUCCGUGGCUCAUACCUGUGACGUCCUGUGAGUAACCCACCAAUCACAGCUCAGAUCACACCUGAACCCACCAAUCACAGCUCAGAUCACAUUCCACUGAUCCACUAAUCCCUCCUCAGAUCAGCACACCUGAACCCAACCGGAUGGCGGAGGCCGUGGCGAAGGUGGCCAGGAGGGUCAACGCCACCAUGGAGGAUGGCAGAGACUCGCUGGAUCUGUCCGACUGUGAGCUUGUUAGUUUCCCUGACGGCGUCUUCAGGAUGAUGCGCAGCUGCACACACACCAUACACACCAUCUCUCUGGCCAACAACCACAUCAAAGCCUUGAGCAGCAAGUUCUUCCUCACCUUUACACAGCUCAGAGAGCUGGACCUGCAGGGAAACGUCCUCACGAAGCUGCCAGAGGCGGUCGGAGACAUGCAGCACUUGGUCAACAUCAACAUCUCCAAAAACAAGCUGACGGUUUUCCCCGAGCGCCUGAUGGACGUCAGAAGCCUCGAGCACAUCAGCCUGGAGGGGAACGACAUCACAGAUUUGCCGGUGGAGAAGCUGUCUCUGAUGCCCUCACUAAAGACUGUGGAUGUGAGGUGUAACCCGCUGGUGGUCGACUCCUCGUCUCUCCCGCAUCAGUUCACGAUCCUCACGUAACACACGAGAGACGCUCAUCAUGCUGUGCCGCAGAACUUUUCAAUAAAUAUUUAUUAAACUGUG
Messenger RNA from Pimephales promelas (fathead minnow), 874 nucleotides. NCBI's taxonomy places the organism in Eukaryota, Metazoa, Chordata, Actinopteri, Cypriniformes, Leuciscidae. The record is from RefSeq and is a predicted model, not a curated record.